Messenger RNA from Megalobrama amblycephala (Wuchang bream), 3699 nucleotides. RefSeq names its product TBC1 domain family, member 31 (gene tbc1d31). The coding region runs from base 259 to 3501 and encodes 1080 amino acids. The transcript has 22 exons. Lineage: Eukaryota; Metazoa; Chordata; Actinopteri; Cypriniformes; Xenocyprididae. The record is from RefSeq and is a predicted model, not a curated record. Gene Ontology annotation, cellular component: centrosome. Gene Ontology annotation, molecular function: protein binding.
AACAUGUGUUUACAUGCGUCACUUCCUCUAACUGAAACGCGUCUUGCUGCUCGGUUCUUUAUUCCGAUUCUCUAACAAACACUGGCAUAACCGUUUUUUGUCAUUAUUACUGUCAAUCUCGAUAUGAGAUUAAGGUUUAAUAACGAGUAUGACAGGCAGUCAUUAACAAAUUUAUGAAAAUAAUUUGCAGUCAUUGAAUUUCCCGCUGUGAUGCCUGUGUGAGGCGGGAGGCUGUUUGCUGGAGAAGUUGGAGAGUCGAUGCUAAACAUGCAAGUUACAGAUAUUGGGUCCAGAGAAGAUGGGAAAAUAUGGCACAGAAAAUUAGCAUCAGCGAAAUAUGGCGUCUUGGCCACUGUGAUCCGAAACGCGUCUGGUCGUCAAACCAAGACGGUUCGAUUCCUGCAAGUGGCUUUCGACACCACAGGAGAGUCGUUUCUUGCUGGUGAUCAUCAUGGCAAUAUUUAUGUGUUUGACAUUAGCAGAAACAGAUUCAAGCUGGUCCAGAAAACAGGCCAAGCAUGCACUGCUUUAGCUUUCAACUUGAGAAGAACCACAGAGUACCUGGUUGCUCUUGCUGAUUACUCCAUUAAGUGCUUUGACAAAGACACCAGACAGCUAGUGAGCUGGAUGCGGGGUCACGAGGGUGCCGUUUCUUCCCUGUCCAUCCACAGUUCAGGCAGCUAUGCCAUCAGCACUUCUUCUGAUACUGCUCAGCUCUGGAACCUUGACACCUUCCAGAGAAAAAGGAAGCUUAAUGUUCGUCAAUCAGUUGGCAUACAAAAGGUUUUCUUUCUCCCACACAGCAACUCCAUUCUCAGCUGUUUUAGUGACGACUCCAUUUUUGCUUGGGAGAGCGACACACUUUUUUGCAAGUAUCAGCUGCCUGUUCCACAGGAUGGGCCCAGAAUCCACUACAGGACAUAUGCUGUUACACAAGAUGGGAAAACACUUGCUGCGGCUGGACGCUCCAAUUUAGUCCACUUGUGGUGUCUGGACAGUCGACAGCUCUUGAGAGUAAUUCAGAUGCCUCCAAAAGUCAAGACAGUACGAUAUCUAGAUUUCCUGGUGGAUAGUUUUGAUGGUGGAUCCAACCAGACUCUGGGCAUUUUGAGCCAAGAUGGGGUAAUGCGCUUUAUCAACAUUCAGUCAUGCAAGCAGCUCUUUGAAAUAGGGUCCCACGAGGAUGCCAUCACCUCGGCAAGUAUUUGUCCUAAAGGCCACCAUAUUGUUGCUGUGAUGGACAGCGGUGCUCUUAAAAUCUAUGAUGUACGAAGUCUUACCCCAGAAAUCAGUAAGCCUCCCCAGCCUUUGUUGAAACAGGUCACUAGAGGCAACAUCAACGUGGGAUUGUGUUCAAAAAUGAAGGUGCACACUGGGGCAGGUCAGCGUCCUGUGAAAACGUCAGGACGCAGAAUAUCGUCUAAAGUUUUACACCCUGCUGUUUCUACACUGGAUGACAAAGAGAAUGAUUUGCCUAAUGGCCUUAACAAGAAAAGACUACAAGCAUUACUAAGAUCAUUUGGAGAGUACCCAGCCAAAUACAGGAUGUUUAUUUGGCGUUCUCUAUUGCAUCUACCUGAGAACCAUGCAGCUUUCAGCAGUCUGACUGACAAAGGCCUGCACUCAGCAUACAUGUGCCUUCAGGAGCGGUACCCCAUCAAAAGCCACAAACUACAGAGAGGCCUACAGAGAGUGCUGUCUGCUCUUGCUCACUGGGCUGCUGUCUUUGGCGAGACUGAUUAUCUCCCCCUGCUGGCCUUCCCAUUUGUCAAGCUGUUCCAGAACAAUCCACUGAUCUGCUUUGAAGUAGUGGCCACCGUCAUUGUGAACUGGUGCCAACACUGGUUUGAGUAUUUUCCCAACCCUCCGCUUAAUGUGCUGAGCCUGGCUGAGAAUGUGCUGGCCCAUCAUGAUAAAGAGCUGCUUCAGCAUUUUGUUGCCUGUGGUGUUACCUCACAGUUGUAUGUGUGGCCCCUUCUUGAGACCCUGUUCUCUGAGGUUCUGAUGAGAGAAGAGUGGCUAAAACUGUUUGACAACGUUUUCUCAAAUCAUCCCUCGUUCCUUCUAAUGGCUGUGGUUGCUUAUGUCACCUGCUGCAGAGCACCUCUACUGCUUUGUACUGAUAAGAAGGACUUUGAGUACUUUUUCCAUCAUCGGAAUAGCUUGGACAUCGGUGCUAUGCUGAAGGAAACCUAUCGGUUGAUGGACAGCACCCCUCCAGAUGUCCAUCCUAGCUCUGCGCUGAGUGACUUUGAACCUCUGACACAGGGGCAGUACCCCAUUUUCAACAAAUACCCCACCUUCAUAGUGGAGUACCAGUCCCAAGAACGUGAGAGGAUCCGGCAACAAGAAGUGGAAUAUCUAAGGGAGAGACAGGAAGUUCAGCAGCUGCAUGCUGAAGCGGUCAGACAGCAGGCUGAGUUUGAGGCCUGGUACAAACAGCAGGAGCUGCUACUGCAAGGAGAGGAGCAACGGAGAAGGAUUCUACAAGAAGAGGAGAGUAAACUUGCACAGCAAAGAGCCAGAUUGGCUGCUAUGAAGCGUGAGCUGAAGGUGAAGGAACUCAAUCUGAUUGAUUCUGCUAGAAGACGUUUUCUUAAGCACCAGCAGGAUCAGCGCAGAAUACAGCUCAAGAGACUUGAUGACGAGAUUCAGAGAAAGAUGGCUCUGCGAGAUCAGGAAACGGCAGCCACUGUUCAAGAUAUAGAAGUGAGACAAAUGGAACUGGAUGCCCAGAGACAACUGUUCGAACAGCAACUGGCUAAAGAGCAAGAGCGAGUGAGUCAAGAGGUGAGAGCAGAAGUGGAUACGAGGAGACGCAGAGCUGAAUUAGAUGACUGUACAUUUCAAAACCUCAUUCAGACAGAUGAAGACAUCAGUCAGAAAAGCAAAAAGAUGCUGGAAGAGUCUCUGGCAGAGGUGGGACAGAUGGAAGUGGAUGCUGAUUGGCAGGCCGAGGUUAUCAAGCGAUUGAAAAAAGCAGAGCAGAGGCAAGAGAAGCAAAGAGAGCGACUUGUGAACCUCAGCAAACAAACAUGUGCUAAAGAGGAUGAAAUAGUCCAGCUGAUGCUGGAAGUGGAGGGAAAGCAGUGGGAUGAUGUAGUAGCUAAACAAGCUGAACUGGAGGAGGAAAGACGGGCGGCCGCCACUGUUAACGCCCAGCGGAGGUCACUUAUCUCUCAGGAAACAGAAGAGACUGAGCAACAUCAUGGAAAACUGCAGAAGAGUCUAGAGGAUUCACUAAAUCGUCAGAAGGAAAAGAGAUUCCGAUCUCCCCGCUCAUCCAGAGGCCUUCUGCACAAGCCCCAGAGUGAGACCACCAACAUUUCCUUGAACACUCAAUCAGAUGAUUGCUUUUCUUUAGACCGUGGCCGAGGGGAGCUCGACUCUAAGGAAAGGGAGCUGAUGCAGGAAAUCAGAGAACUAAGGACGAAAUUAGCUGCCAGGGCCAGAGCGACUGACUUCAUCUCACCCUCAACCAGCUCCAUACACUCUCACUGAUCACAGUGACCACCAACACAGGGCCAAUGUGUGUGAGACCAGGCGCACAUUAAAGAAGAGCUGAAAGAAAAUGAUCUUAGACGACAUGAGAAUACUGCACAGCUUAUUGACGCUAAUCUUUGCUUUUAAUAUUUUGUAAAUGUCUUUUUUUUUUUUUUUCAUAUUUUUUUAUGGUGAAUGUCAUUUGUAUCAUCUUUU